AUGGAAAUCCAGGAAGGACUAACUGCUGUUCGGAUGGACACAUUUGCCGAUGCUGUCGAGAGAGCUCAAAGGGUUGAAGUUGCCAGAGCUCAAGUAAAAUCUUUUCAGACUAAGAAAAGAUUUGCCCCUAGUAGCAGUUGGGAGCCGACUUAUGGAAGUGCUUCACCGGCCAAAGUGACUUGCGCGUAUUGCAAGAAAAUUGGCCAUACUGAGGACGGUUGCUGGAAGAAACAAGGAAAGUGCUUGAAGUGCGGAAGCAGUGAGCACCAAAUUUUCGGUUGCCCAAAAAUACAAGACGGUGGUACCCUGAAUGCUAGACCAGCCAAUUCUGGAGGAAAUAGGCCGAAAGUUCCUGCCAGGGUAUACGCUAUAGAUGACCAACCGGUACCUGAUUCCUCGGAAGUUGUGGAAGGUACUCUUCCAAUUUUUCAUCGAUUAGCUAGAGUACUAAUUGAUCCUGGUGCAACUCAUUCAUUUGUGAAUUCAACUUUUAUGUCCGGAAUCGAUGUACAACCUGUUAAGUUACCCUUUGAUCUUGAAGUUAGGACACCUAUGGGAAUGGAUUUUCUAGCCCAUCAUCAUGCUAAGCUUGAUUGCAGAGCAAAAGUGUUAGAACUUUGGAUUCCCGGGGAAGCAACUCUGAAAUUAGAUGUGAAAGGUAGGUUAGCAUCGUCUGCUAUGAUCUCGGGAAUACGGGCAAGAAAAAUGUUGUACAAAGGAGCGCAAGGUUUCUUAGCCUUCCUGAUUAACGCUCCCAGUGACCAAGUGAAGUUAGAAGAUGUACCAGUGGUACGGGAAUUUCCAGAUGUUUUUCCCGAAGAACUAAAGACAUUACCACCGGAGAGAGAAGUGGAGUUCAAGAUUGACUUGGUGCCGGGAACGGCUCCGAUUUCUAAGACUCCGUACCGAAUGGCUCCUGCAGAGCUAAAAGAGUUGAAAAUUCAACUGCUGGACCUACUGGAGAAAGGUUUCGUUAGAGAAAGUGACUCACCAUGGGGAGCACCCGUUCUAUUCGUCAAGAAAAAGGACGGAAGCUUGAGGUUAUGUAUCGAUUACCGAGGGUUAAACGAAGUUACAAUUAAGAACAAAUACCCUCUGCCUUUGAUCGAUAGUUUAUUUGAUCAGCUGCAAGAAUCUAGAGUCUUUAAGAAGUAUCUGGAUCAGUUCGUAGUGGUUUUCAUUUAUGAUAUUUUGAUAUACUCUAAGACUCGAGAGGAACAUGUUAAGCACUUGGAGAUAGUUUUGCAGAUAUUAAGAGAGCAUAAGUUGUAUGCCAAAUUCAGUAAGUGCGAGUUUUGGCUAGAAGAGAUAUCUUUUCUAGGGCAUAAAGUUUCUAAAGAGGCAAUUGCCGUGGAUCCGGCAAAAGUUGAGGCCGUUAUGAUGUGGAAACAGCCAGAAACUCCAAUAGAAGUUAGAAGUUUCUUGGGUUUAGCAGGUUACUAUAGGAGGUUUAUCAAGGAUUUUUCGAAGAUUGCUGGACCUAUGACCGAUCUAACCAAGAAAGGUAACAAGAUUAUCUGGGCUCCAAAAUGCAAGUCAAGCUUUCAGGAGUUAAAGAAGCGAUUAACAUCCGUUCCUGUUUUGGUAUUACCUGAUGGAGGAGAAGGUUAUACCGUAUACUCUGAUGCGUCUAGAGAAGGUCUUGGAUGUGUUAUGGCCGGUACCAGUGGUGCAGGCGGAGGCGAGCCACCUCAGAGGCGGCUCCGAGUCAUCGACUAUCAGGAGAGACCCGGAGGUCCGAUCCGGCUGUGGUAUACCGCUAGUCGGACCCGCCGCUAUAGGCGUUGCCAGUUUUACUCCUACGCGGACCACGUGGUUGAGGGGGUACUUGCCGAGCGACGGAGGCUGAGAUGUGACGCCGCCAGGGAGCGUACUGAGACCCUUAGGCUUAGGGGCAUCAUGCGGAUGCAGGCCGAUAGGAUUGGAGAGCUCCAGGGGGACGUGGCUAUGGAGCAGGAGAGGACGGACGCUCUGCGAGAGCAGUUGCAGGUGGUUAACGACCGCCUUAUUCGCGUAGUCCGGGAGGUGAGAGACCGGUCUGGCGCUAUUAUCGAUGAGUGUGGGGCGCUCAUCCAGGGAGUGAUUGGCGCCAAUGCGCCAGGGGGAGUUCCAGGUGGUGGAGCUCCAGGUCAGGGAGGCGCCCCUAGCUCUAGCUCUGGGGGGGAGUCGGUUGGCUCCGUGGAGGACUAG
This is a messenger RNA of Coffea arabica (coffee), 2190 nucleotides long. Lineage: Eukaryota; Viridiplantae; Streptophyta; Magnoliopsida; Gentianales; Rubiaceae. The record is from RefSeq and is a predicted model, not a curated record.